This is a messenger RNA of Empidonax traillii (willow flycatcher), 1114 nucleotides long. It is a transcript of the gene PCGF2, whose product is annotated as polycomb group ring finger 2. Gene Ontology annotation, molecular function: promoter-specific chromatin binding. The coding region runs from base 74 to 1045 and encodes 323 amino acids. The transcript has 10 exons. Gene Ontology annotation, biological process: negative regulation of transcription by RNA polymerase II. NCBI's taxonomy places the organism in Eukaryota, Metazoa, Chordata, Aves, Passeriformes, Tyrannidae. The record is from RefSeq and is a predicted model, not a curated record. Gene Ontology annotation, cellular component: PRC1 complex.
CGAGCGGCGGGAGCGGAGGGGCGGCCGCGGGGCCGCCGCCACCAGGGAGGACCCGCCGUGGUGCUGCUCCAAAAUGCACAGGACCACCAGGAUAAAGAUCACCGAGCUGAACCCCCACCUGAUGUGCGCCCUGUGCGGCGGCUACUUCAUCGACGCCACCACCAUCGUGGAGUGUCUGCACUCCUUCUGCAAAACCUGCAUCGUCCGCUACCUGGAGACCAACAAGUACUGCCCCAUGUGUGAUGUCCAAGUGCACAAAACCAGGCCCCUCCUCAGCAUCAGGUCGGACAAAACCCUUCAGGACAUUGUGUACAAACUGGUCCCAGGGCUUUUCAAAGAUGAGAUGAAGAGGCGCCGUGAUUUCUACGCGGCGUAUCCCGUGGCUGAGGUUCCCAACGGGUCCAACGAGGAUCGUGGCGAGGUGUCCGAGCAGGACAAGGGGAACCUGACGGACGACGAGAUCGUCAGCCUGUCCAUCGAGUUCUACGAAGGCUCCAGAGAGGAGAAGAAAGGGACCAUCGAAAACGGGGAACUGGAGAAGGAGAAGAGCAACGGGCUGCGGUUCCUGCGCUGUCCCGCUGCCAUGACCGUCAUGCACCUGGCCAAGUUCCUCCGCAACAAGAUGGAUGUUCCCAGCAAGUACAAGGUGGAAGUCCUGUAUGAAGAUGAGCCCCUGAAGGAAUAUUACACCCUGAUGGACAUCGCCUACAUCUACCCCUGGAGGAGGAACGGCCCCCUGCCUCUGAAAUACCGCGUCCAACCCGCCUGCAAGCGGCUCAAGCUGUCCCACCCGGCCCCCUCCGAGGGCACCAACACCAGCGGCGCCUCCGAGUGCGAGUCGGGCAGCGACAAAGCCCACAGCCCCGCCACGCUGCCCGCCACCUCCUCCUCCCUGCCCAGCCCUGGCACCCCGUCCCACGGCUCCCCCAGCUCCGGCACCGGCACCACCCUCAACGGCACCUCGAACUGCCACCCCCUGGCACCCACCGGCGCCCGGUGCCGCAAAACGACUGUGAACGGCAGCGCCGGCUCAGCCUUGACCUAAAAACCCGCCCCAGCAGGGACUGCCCCGGCCGGCUUUUCUAUGUGGAUGAUGUUCCUAUACAGACCUAUA